This is a messenger RNA of Closterium sp. NIES-65, 828 nucleotides long. The record is from the annotation of a GenBank genome assembly. NCBI's taxonomy places the organism in Eukaryota, Viridiplantae, Streptophyta, Zygnematophyceae, Desmidiales, Closteriaceae.
AUGUGUGUGCAUCGCGCGAGGACUGCAGGGGUGGCGAAGAGCGACAACGCUUGUGUGAGGGAAACGGAAAGCGUGGAAGGAGCAGGGGAGAGGGCGCGGGGUUGGCAGCAGUGGUCGCUAGAUCGAAGCGACACGCAGAGCGACAUUGCUGGCAUGAAUGAAUGGCCGAGGGAGAUGGAGAAGUAUCUGGUGGAUAAGGAAAGGAUGAUGAUGACAUGGCGGCACACGGAAGAGGGGGGAGAGCGGUGGAAUAUGUGCGAGGAAGGUAGGGAUGAGCAUGCACGCUCAGCGCAACAACUCGCUCUUCCCACACAGGGAAGCGGUGGUGGUGGUGGUGGUGGUGCUGUUGCUGCGACUAGAAAAGCAAGAGCAGGGAGAGCAGGAGAGGUGGCAUGGAUAGGAGAAAGGAAGGGAGCAGUGGGCCUCAAGGCUAGCACGGUGGUAUACCACCCACCCUUCAGCAGCUACCGGCACCAGGCUGACAUGGCAGCCCUAGACGAGGCUGAGGGAGCUGGAGCAGCAGUUGGAGAGAGAGAGGAGGAGGAGGGAGGAGGAGGAGGAGGAGGAGGAGGAGGAGGAGGAGGAGGAGGAGGAGGAGGAGGAAGAAGAAGAGUUGUAGGACAAAAGGGCCACGGAGCAGCGAGAGCAAUAGAAGCAGAGGGAGCCAAUGGGUGUAUGUGUGAAGCAAGAUGUGGGAAUGGUGUAAGCAGUAGCACCAUCCAUGCUAUAGUCCCGGAUAGACACGAGGCAAGAGAGGGCAAUGAGGGCCUGGCAGCAGGAAGUGGCACCACCAGUGAGGGUUGGGGGCAGCGCACGGGAGGGGAGUAG